ACACCCGCGACACGCGCAGGACCAUAUUGCACUCUCGGUCGUUCUCGAUACCUCCCAUCGCUCGCCCAGCCCGAGGGCAUGCCCGAGUGGUUGAUCGUGCCAUUUGCUUGCUCUGAACCUUUGACUGCACCCACUGCACUUUGCGCCGGCGAUUCGCGCGCGUCACCUUGGCGACUGGAUAGCGGAAGUACCGAAAACGGCGGGAUUGGAGACUUGCACAAUUAAUCCAUCGGGGACUGUAUUAGACCAUCGUCCGAGCAUUGCAUACGGAUAGGAGGAGUAGAACGCAGCCGCUGCCCCGACAAUCCUUGUAUAUCCAUCUCAUGGCGAACGGGCAAGCUACCCCUCGCGCCCUUGACGGCCCCAGGCGCGUCAAGCCACUCAAUAUGUCGCUCGUUAGCCAGAAAGUCGCUGGAGUGGAGCUGGAGACAGAAUCACCCCUCGCCCUCUCGGACUCCGAGAGCGACGACUCGAACUACGACUCGUUUGACGAAACAUCGCCCACCGCCUUCACUCGGCCCCCUUUCCUCACAACCCUCGACAACGAGCACGAGACGCCGUCGUCUGCGAGCGACAUACAGGCCGAACUUGCAGCACUCGAAGAGCUUCGCAGGAACGUGCAGAAGAACCUCAAGCUGCGUCCCAUACGCUCGACGAACAACCUGCGCAAAGCUUCGGACGGGACCACUGGUAGUUCCUCGACGUCCCCCUCCUCUUCCAUCGACAACGACAGCAUGAUCAGUCCCGCAUCGAGCGUGUCGUCCUACUACACCCCGCUGAACGAGCAUCCCCCGAUAACUUCUCCCAAGAGCGCCAGAUACAUCGGGCCAUCGAAAUCACCAUCAACACCACCUAAACGACCUUCUCGCCCCGUCGACCCAGGCACGCUCUACAUCCGGCUCACGCAGUUCUUCAAGCGCCCUCUGCUCAUAGAUACCCGCCCCGCCGCCGCGCACCUGCAAUUCCACAUACGCGACAGCGUCAACGUUUCCAUACCGUCCUUGAUCCUGAAGCGCUGUCGGAAGCCAGGCAACAGCGGCUUCCAUGGACUGGAUUCUUUGCGGCAGUUCAUAACCACCGACGAAGGCAAGGCGCUUUGGGACAAGCAGAUGCACCCCGGCGGGCCGUGGGAUGGCGAUGUGAUCCUCUACGAUGAGGAGAUGGACGCGCGCGAUCAGAGCACCUCUGCUGCUGUGGCAUGGGCGCUGGUGUCGGUGCUUAGCCCGCUGGUUAAGGAAGGCAACGUAGACUGGCUUGAGGAUGGCCUAGCUCGCGCGGGGCACCAUCCUGAUCUUCAGAAGCUCGUUGUGACUGGCGCGGACUCCAGCUUCACGCCCAGCCCGCACAGCGCGAACGCAGGAUCGGGACUGACAAAGCUGAACACCGGUCGGAAGAAUGUCCCCCCGCCGGUGAAAGUGACCACGGACAGCCCACAACAGCCUGUGGCGAAGGCACCGCCGUCACCUUUACCUCUUAUGCCGGGCUCGCUGCGCCUUGCGCCCCCGCAAGGGCCUUUGCAGGCGCUCAUGGACACUACACCUUCACCACCCCCCUCGCAAGUUUCUUUCCGCCGCCCGUCACCCCCGAAGCGUCCAAGCGUGCCGAAUCUACGGAAGUUGGACACUUCAUCAGCCGAACGGCUGCCCAAAUUAUCAGUCAAUACCCGACCAACGAAAUCAGCAACAUUGGCCGUCCCGCCUUUAUCCCUGUCAAUAAACCCGCCAUCAUCGCCCUCACACCUCACUCUUUCUCACUCGAACUUCUCCGCCUCCUCCCCACUGUCGACCGCGUUCAACCACGAUGGGGACGACUCAGCAUACUUUGCGCCGCCAAAGUCACCGCGCACGCCGAGACCAGAGACGCCACGUACGGCGCGGCCGGACGAGAUGUCGCCCCAAUCGGCAUAUCCCGCAUCGCCUUUCCAGUCCCACUUUGGUGCGCCCCAGACCGCCUUUCAUACGUCCUUCAACGAUGACUCGCCGUCGUCGGCGGAGGAUUCGCAGCCGCAGUUCUCCGUGUCCACCAUCCUGCCAAACUUCCUCUUCCUUGGGCCCGAGAUGACCUCCCCGGAGCACGUUGCGGAGCUGAAAGGCCUGGGCGUGCAGCGCAUCGUCAACCUCGCGAUGGAGUGCGACAAGGACGACUACGGUCUUCGGCUGGGAGACGUGUUUGACCGCUAUUACAAGAUCGCGAUGCGCGAUAUCGUCGAGGAGGAUGGGAUUCGAAACGGUGUCAGGGAGGUCUGUGGCAUUCUCGACGAUGCACGGCUGCACUCUUCGCCUACCUACGUGCACUGCAAGGCGGGCAAGUCGCGGAGCGUCACCGCCGUGAUGGCCUACCUCAUCCACGCCAACCACUGGACGCUCUCCAAGGCGUAUUCAUUCGUAACCGAGCGCCGCAAAGGCAUCUCGCCGAACAUUGGCUUUGUCAGCGAGCUCAUGACCUUCGAGGAGGAAGAGCUCGGCGGGAAGAGCUCUGGCGUGACCGCCGCGUCAAACUCCGCAGGGCGCACCAACAUCGAGGAUCCGUCAACUGCAGGCUUCUCGCGCCGCCCGAGCGUGGCUCGCGAGCGUGAAGCUAACGGCCCGGCCUUUGUGUCGAUGCCGACGAUGCCCACGCACGGGCAGUCACACUCGAUAUCGUUCGCGGGCACGAUGUCCUUCGCGGACGCGAAAGACGAGCCGGGUUUGUCGUCGACUGAGGCCAUCAAGCUCGUCGGCGGCACCGGCCACGAGACGGAGAUCAAGGAUGCUAGCGGACGCUACCGACACGCACGCCGCGCACCUGUCGACGAGACGACCCUCCAGCCGUCUCGGCGCGUCAGCAAGGCGGGGCUGGAGAGUGGUGGUUGGGCUUGAUGGCGCCCUCACACUGGCCUUCUCUCCUUGGGAAUGGACACUUGUUCUUCGGCGCGCGCAUUUGGAGGCCUCUUUGAUCUGCGCAGCCAAAUUCUCUGACUUGCAGUAGUCAAGUUCAUGUCUACUUCUUGUUGCUGUCUUUGCUACUUAUCGUCUCCUCUGUUUUCGGACCUCCCCUUCCUUGGGCAUCUGCAUUACAUAUAUAUUAUUAUUGACUUCUUUCGCUCUUACUGUUGAAUGUCUUAUGUAUUCCCCGAGUUCCAAUGCAGCCUGUUGCUUGUGGUUC
Molecule: messenger RNA, 3144 nt
Organism: Schizophyllum commune H4-8
Lineage: Eukaryota; Fungi; Basidiomycota; Agaricomycetes; Agaricales; Schizophyllaceae
Exons: 3
Coding region: 324-2858 (844 amino acids)
Biological process (GO): protein dephosphorylation; negative regulation of MAPK cascade
Cellular component (GO): cytoplasm
Molecular function (GO): protein tyrosine/threonine phosphatase activity; MAP kinase tyrosine/serine/threonine phosphatase activity
Source: RefSeq, a predicted model, not a curated record